Molecule: messenger RNA, 510 nt
Organism: Racocetra persica
Lineage: Eukaryota; Fungi; Glomeromycota; Glomeromycetes; Diversisporales; Gigasporaceae
Source: the annotation of a GenBank genome assembly
AUGGAGACUAAUGAAACACCAGUUCGCAAAGAACAACCAAGCCAAAAAUAUUCUCAUGUUACAGUUGAAACUGAUACCGAGGAAGAGGAAACAAUGCCCGUGGAACGAGUAGUUGAACGAGUUAUUAGUCGACCUAUUACUGAAAAUAUUGUAGCUCCUUAUAUAAUUCGGGAAACUGAAGCGGAAAGAGAAACGCGAACGCUCAGCAAUGAGAUUUCUGGUCUUUGUCUGGAGAUGGAAAAUUUCCAAACCAACAUGCAAGAAUUAUUAGAAAGAAGGUCAGAAGUAGACACAACUGUUUUUGAAGAACAGCAGCAGCAGCAAUUAGAAACCCAAAUGGCUGAAACCCAAACUCGCCUAAACGAAUUACAAGCUCGCUAUAAUGCUAUUCCGGAAGAAAUUCGGCGUUCAAAAGUUGCGAAAAUUCUUGGGUUGAGGCAAGAAAAAGAAGGAAAAGAUACAAGAACAAGUAAAGGCUAUGAAAGUGCAAAAAGUCGAACAAGCCCUUGA